UCGACGUACCGACACACUGUGCCCGGACACCGAGCGACAUGCUACCUUCGGAGCGAGCCGUCCAUCGCACCGCCUCCGCGAUCUUCAAACGUCUUUCUUUAAGAACCUACAGUACCUAUUCUUUAGUACGUAUCCGUCGCGUUCAUUCAUUGCAUCCGCCCUCCGCCCGCCCUCACUACGUUGCUCUCUAAAUAGUAUCCGCCCAUCGUGAUCACGCGAGACAGUCCGAGUUCCCCACGCGGCUUAGUCACGACGCUCGCAAAUCUGUCACUGGACGUUUUGCUGCGCGCUCAUAAUAUUAUGUGUACCGCCGCGAUAUGUCCCGUAUGCCCGAACUGCCUACACCAUCAAACACCGACAAUAAUGAAUACGUACAUAUCCGCUGCCUUAUUGCAAAUAUACACAAGCCGCGAAAUGUGUCCAGGCCACCAGCGUUACCAGAUUCGCUCCAGGAGGUGGCUCAAGAGUCAGCCUCAUCGUCGGAUACUGACCGCAGUCAAUCAGAUUCAAUGCGAUCAGAUAAAUCUGAUAAGCCCGAUGUAGCUGAACUGGACAAACCGGAAGAGGGCCCUGCAACACAGCGAGCUAAAAGUAACAGCUUCGCGGGUGCAAUGUUGGCGCCGCCGCUUCUGCAUAAGCUCCGACGGCCUUCAUUUAUGCAUCUGCAAAUUGGCAGUGGCAACGAACACAUAGGCCCCUUGUCUGCAGGCCCACACCUCAACGUGCCUCGGUUUACCGUCACGGCGCCGCCAGGAGAACAUCGCCGGUUCAGUCAUGGGUUCCCAUUCCAUGGUUUCGCUCUCCGUCGACACUCAAAUACGAGCCUCCAUCGGAGCGAGUCGAUGGUGUCCCUGGCGUGCUUCAAGACGCUCUCUCAAUUGGUGAACAGCAACGGGAAUGAACUUCAGAACUAUCUGUCAUCCAACAGAAACAUCAAUGUCGACGACAGAGACGAGAAUGGUACAACAGCGCUCAUGUGCGCAAGCGAGAACGGGCGCGUUGUGGCCGCGCGGUUGCUGCUCGGAGCGGGCGCGGACGCUUGCGCGGCCGACACCGACGGGUGGACGUCGCUCGCUUUCGCCGCUAGAGGGGGACAUAUAUCAAUUGUUCAAGAGCUUCUCGACGCUGGUGCCCAAGUUGAUUCCAGAGAUUGUGGUGGUUGGUCGCCACUCAUGUGGGCCGCCUACAAAGGACACGAGGAAAUUGUUACAUUGCUCCUUGAAAAAGGUGCCGAUGUUCAUGCGCAUGGAAACUAUAAUAUCAAUUCACUAGUAUGGGCGGCGGGGCGGCGACACAGCGGCGUAGUGGCGCGCCUGCUGGCGGCGGGCGCGCGGCCCAACUCGUGCGACAAGUACGCCACGUCCGCGCUCACGUGGGCCGCGCGCGCCGGCGACGUGGCGUCCUGCGCCGCGCUGCUGCGCGCCGGCGCCGAGUCCAACACCUCCGGCAUGUACUGCUGGACGCCGCUGCUGCAGGCCACCCACGGUAACCAUUUUGAAAUAGUUCAAAUGUUGUUGGAGCACAAACCGAAUGUAAACGCGUUGGACAAGGACGGUUGCACGGCGUUGGCCAUCGCUUGCAAAGAAGGUUUCUACGAUAUUGCACUCGCUUUGAUAAACUCAGGGGCUUAUAUUAACGUACAGGAUCACUCAAAAGAUACUCCACUAAUAUACGCAGUGAAGGGAGGAUAUAAGAAUAUAGUGGAGGCGUUACUAAAAAAGCACGUGGAUGUCGAUCUUCCCGGGAAAGAAAAGAAAACCCCAGUGUACACGGCCGUAGAGAAAGGGCAUGUUGCCAUAAUGAAACUACUCCUGGCGUCUAAUCCAGAUUUGGAACAUUGUACUAGCAGCGGCGACACGGCGCUGCUGCGUGCGGUCCGCUCGCGCAACGCGGAGGUGGUGGCGCUGCUGCUAGAGCGUCGCGCACGUGUGGCCGCCGCAGACAACCGCGGCGACACCGCGCUGCACGUCGCCAUGCGGGCGCGCUCCAAGCAAAUAGUGGAAAUUCUACUAAGAAAUCCAAAAAAUAGCCAACUUCUGUACAAACCUAAUAAAAUGAACGAAACGCCGUACAAUAUCGACAUGAGCUACAACAAGACAAUACUGGGUCAAAUAUUCGGUGCGCGAAAGUUAAACACUAAUGAAGACAAUGAAAACAUGCUCGGCUAUGAGCUGUACAGCGCAGCUUUAGCUGAUAUGCUCUCAGAGCCAAGUCUAUCCGUCCCCAUCACCGUGGGUCUCUACGCUAGAUGGGGAUCUGGAAAAUCAUUUUUGCUCAACAAACUCAAAGAGGAGAUGAAGAACUUCGCCCGGCAGUGGAGCGAGACGGGCUGGGCGUGGUCGUGGGCGGUGUCGUGGGCGGCGUGGCACGUGUCGCUGGCGGCGGCCGCCGUGGCGGCGGUGGCGGGCGCGCCGGCGUACGUCGCCCUCUGCGUGCUGUUCGCACUCUUCGCCGCGCUCUACCUCACCUUCUACUUGCUGUGGUACCUGGGAAAUAGAUACGAAUGGUGGUGGGCGGGUGGAAUGGUGGGAGCCCUGGGACGUCGAUUCAGCUCUCUGCUGUUGUUGCUGCAAGUGAUGUUUUGCCAUCCUCCUGGACCUGACGACCCUCGUGCUCUGCCCGCUACGCCCAUAAGGUUUCACUUCACGGAAGGCAUGAAAGGCGGCGCGGGACAGGAGGGCGAGGCGAUGGUGGUGCAGAUGAUCGGCAGCUUGGCCGAGGCGCUGGAGUGCCAGUACGGCCGCGUGUGCACCCGCCUCGCGCGCGCCUUCCGCCCGCGCCCCGUGUCCUCUACGUCCGGCUGGAAAUGGCGCCGAGCUUGUUGCAUUCCGCACAUAAUAACAUUCGAAUUGAGCUUUACCUGCGUGCUCGUCGGAGUCUGUGUACUCAUUAUAUACUUCACGGACAGUGAGACGGACCCAUCGCGGCGUGACGUGCAACAGGGGCUGAUGGUGGGCGCGUGCGCGGCGGCGGGCGCCGUGCUGCUCGCCAACCUGUACGCGGGCGCGCGCGCGCUGGCCGCGCUGGCGCUGCCGCCGCGCGCGCGCCUGGCCCGCCUCGCGCGCAACAUCCGCCGCGACCGCGCGCACGCCGCCGCGCUCCGCCCCGAGGUGCAGGCGCUCACGCACACGGUGUCGUGUCUGGAUGCCUUCACCGGGCAGCAGACGCGGCUGGUGGUGGUUGUGGACGCUCUGGACAGCUGCGAGCAGGAGAAGGUGCUGGCGCUGCUCAAUGCCGUGCACGCGCUAUGCUCGGACCCUAAGAGCCCCUUCAUACUGCUGUUAGCCAUUGAUCCGCACAUUAUCAGCAAGGUUGCUUGGAUGGAGGCAGUAGAGAUAAACAGUCGUCGAGCGUUGUCCGAGAGUAACAUCGGAGGAUGGGACUACCUGCGGAACAUGGUGCAGCUGCCCUUCUACCUGCAAAACUCUGCCCUGCGCCGCGUGAAGGUGGCGCAGCAGACCGCCACGCGCCGCUUCCAAACCCUCGCCUCGGACGACUUCAGCACCUCUUUGCAGCGAUCCGUGUCGGCGCGGCGGCUGUCGUCCACGUCGGAGUUGAUGUCGAGCCAGGAGCGCAUCAAGGGCGCGCGCGGGGAGCGUGGCGAGCGGGCGGAGCGCGGGGAGCGCGCGGGGCGCCUGCGCAUGUCGGAGUCGGUGGCGUCGUCCGUGGCCUCGGGCCUGCACCGCGCGCCCCCGCCCGCCGCCGGCGCCGCCGACCUGGGCCGCGUGCUGCUCACCGACGACUACUUCAGCGACGUCAACCCGCGCAGCAUGCGCCGCCUCAUGAACGUGCUCUACGUCACGGGUCGCCUUCUAAAAGCGUUUCAAAUUGAGUUCAAUUGGUAUCAGUUGGCGUCGUGGGUGAAUCUGACAGAACAGUGGCCGUACCGCACUUCGUGGAUUAUUUACCACCACGAAACAUACGAAGAACACAUUGAUGAUUCUACUUCUCUGAAACAUAUAUACGAAAAAGUACGACCACUAAUAGGAGGACUUCGCGAGGCGAGCACCCUGAUGGAGUUAGACCGCGACGAGCGCAAACUAGAAGUAUUCCUGAGCUUUCACCGCGCAACACUCACUGCUGCUGACCUCAAGAUAUUUCUGCCAUUCACAAUUAAUCUCGACCCGUAUAUUAAGAAAGUUAUUAAAGAGGAGCAAGUUCAGGCGGGCGCUGAAGAAGACAUAGGCGCAGGCGGCGCCGCUACCGUGCAGUGGGGCCCGCACGGCAACCGACAACCGCAUUCCAAACCAUUCCAUAAGAAACAGAAAGUUACAACAAUUGCUCAAUCCACUACAACGGGAACAACGAGUACAUUAGUACCAGCACAGCCGCCUUUGUGGGUGGGAUGGGCGAACACAUUCGCUCCUCCCGCGCAGACGCAACCACAGCCUUACUCGCAGACACAGCCCUACUCGCAGGCACAGCCCUACUCACAAGUGCAGCCUUACUCACAAACACAGUCCGAGUACGCGAUGCCCACACAGAUCGUCCCCCCAGUCGCAGUCAACCCCACAGUUUUGCUCCGGACUGCUUUUCCUGGACUGGGCGACACGGCGGCGCUGCGGCUGUCGGCGCUGAGCGUGGAGCGCGUGUGCGCGGUGGCGCGCGCGGCGCUGGGCGCGGGCGGCGGCGCGGCGGCGGCGGCGCUGCAGGCGCACCGCGUGUGCGGCCUCGUGCUCGCCGUGUGCCGGCUGAACGACCUCAAGCCGAUAUUAAAUUUACCGUUUGGUGACUGGGAGCUGUUCAAAAUGCUCAUAAUGAACUUACGCGAGCUGGAAGCGAGCGUGCCGAUUACAGCGCCCUCUGUCACUGUUUUAGCAGAUAAAUCUGUUGAAUCUGAACCUGAUUCCAUCAAACCCCGACCAAUAUUGGAACACCAAAGGAGUCGCCCGUCUAAUGUUGAAAAACAGCAUUUUGCGGAGUACCAGGUGACACUCGAAGAACAAAUGAUAUGUGGUGCGCUACAAACCCUUAACGAAGAGGCAAUGGAAGACGUGCUCCAGUCGGAGUCCUCUGCCCUCCCCGAUGCUCCUGCGCCCUCAGAAGAGGCUCGCGAGCCGCGCCCGCCCACCGUCAGCUUCAACGUGGAGAACGAGGACGAGGACGCGCGCGUGGCGCUCUCCGUGCGGCCGCGCCCGCGCCGCGCGCUGGCCCGCCCGCGGCCCUCCUCGCUGCGCCUCGUCGACGACGCGCCCGACGCCCGCCUCUCGGCGCGCUCGCUCUCCGUCGAGGACUCCACGCGCACCGGCUCCCCGAUCCUCGACCUCAAGCUGCGCGGCCUCCGCCGGACCGCCGACGUCCUCCGCAAGGUAGGCUCCGCGGAGCGGCUCGUUAGGCUCAAGGAUAAGAUCGUAUCGCGCGCACCCGCUUCCCGCGAUCGUAGUCCCCCGCGGGACGAGCCCGGAAGCGACGACGAGUCGGCGCCCCUCGUCGCGUCCCCAUCGUGCGCCGCGCCCCAGGGCUCCGUGGACUCUAGUCCGUCACCGGCGGGCCCUUCACCUUCGAGCUCGCGACACGGCGAUGCGAGCGCCCCGCGGCCCGUGGGCGUGGAGUGCGGCAGCCCGCGGGACGCGACAGCCAGCACGGACUUCUCGCCGCGGUCGGACGCGACCGACUUGGAGUCGCCGCGAGGCAGCGCCGCAGACUUCGACCUGCUGCCGGAGAGCAAGGGCUGCGCACGCGUGACGUCGCGGACGCGUCUCGGCGGGGAGCCGAGCGAGCCGCUGUACGACAUGGUGGAGCCCUACAACAUGAGGCUGCUAGCGCACGGCGCUUCGGAAGGGCUGCGCGGCCUUUGGCGGCAGGACGCACUGGACUCGGAUCCCCCCUGGCACGAGCCGGAUUCUGCCGUAUGAACGUGCAUCGCGUCUGGGUUUGAGUUACCAGUCGCCGCUAAAGCUUUUUAAGGGAAACAUCGACAUUGAUGAGCGUCGAAAGCGUGAUUCCUGUCAUCGAUCAGUUUAAUGCUUAAGCAUAUUUGUGCUGUUAAAUCAUUGACACGUUAAUUAAAACUUAUAAUAUCUUCGAUAUCCAUAAUAUUUUAAUGUCAGUAAUUUUAUGUACUUAAUUUGACAGUUAAUACUAUCAAAAUGCUUAGUAAAUAAUCGCGUAGAUAUAAAAUUACGUUAUAUUAAUGUGCUAGUAAAACUAGCUUUCCGUAGAUUCUGUUUACAAAAUAAUAAAUAUGUAGCAUAAGAAAUAUCAAUAA
This is a messenger RNA of Vanessa tameamea, 6208 nucleotides long. It is a transcript of the gene Arms, whose product is annotated as Ankyrin repeat-rich membrane spanning. Gene Ontology annotation, molecular function: PDZ domain binding; protein kinase regulator activity. Bases 318 to 5855 code for a protein of 1845 amino acids. The record is from RefSeq and is a predicted model, not a curated record. The transcript is spliced from 28 exons. Lineage: Eukaryota; Metazoa; Arthropoda; Insecta; Lepidoptera; Nymphalidae.